AUUUUUAUUCCAACUACGAACGAAACCAGUCACAAGUGUUAUAUCCAGCUAGAAGCUAUCCCGAAGAUUAAAUUUAUCAAAAACGCAUAAUUCCCAGGUGGAAAUCUGUUAUCUAAAGCGCAUCAAUUUACAAUCCGUGAUAAAGUAUUCGAUCCAACGAGAUCCCAGUAGGCACAAAUCGUCACCUUCGCCGAAGGAGAAACCGCAUUCGCAAGCAUCAUCAAAGUAAGCAUGGAAGAAAACUCAGGACCCCAAUACGAUUGAUUCUAAACUUCAUUGAUUGGUUUUUAUCUUUGAACAAGGAUAAGGAUACGGAAAAUCCAAACCCAGUACAACUUAUUUCUGAGUCGGUUUUUGGUGGGUGAACCAUUUUUGGUCACUGAAUAUAAAGGAGAGACUUUGCAAGGUGGUGAACUUUGCUUUUGAAAAAAAUUCUGUUUAGUGUGAAUUUGUCGUUAGUGAGAGAAGGAAAUUGUGAAAGAUUAGCGUUUACCUUAAAAUAGCCAAGACUUUGUAAUAUCAUAAGACUUUGUAAAAUUUCUAAGAAACCAGAAGUGAUAACUAGUUAUAGGCGAUAAGUUUCACCAGAGUUUGAAACAGGCCAAAGACAGAGUGAAAUUGCAGUGACGCACCAAGUGAUAAGUCCAAGACAAAGAAAGUGAUAAACUUUAUCAAAUCCAAUCGGAAAAUCUCAGUGAAAUCACCCCGGUAGUGAUUACAAUGCGAGCACAGGCGAAACAGCAUCAAAACAGCAACAUCAUUGUGAUCGUCGUGGACACCCAUAAGCCCAAAAAGAACAACACCGUUCGAAAGUUUAAGUCCAAGUCGAGUUCGAACAAUUUUAUGUGUACUGUCGGCAGUAAUCGUCGCAUUUGUAUGGUGGGUACGAGAACUAUUAUCGGCACGACCAUGAUGAACGGUUUGCAGCAGCGUCGUGAAUUUACCGCCGUCGGCGUCAUCAAUUCAAUGUUGGGGGGCCAAAACUCUCAACUCAUUGAUUGGUGAAGCUUAAGCUUUUAAAAUUUCUAUAAAACUCAACGGAGAACUUAUUUCUCUAUCGAAAUGGCACAGGCAACUGGACUCGAAAGCGAAUCCCGCUCCUGGCGAGAAUCCCUGCCCUGCAACAACGUUGACCGACCAGUUUCAGCAGUACCAGUACCAACUACCAAGCCUCGACCUAGAAGAGCAAUCCCUGUGGCUGGAGGACCCGAACAGCUUCUGCAACUCCAGCUGGAUCAGUCCGAUCUGGAAUCAGCCGCCACUGACGCCGCCAGCCAGUACUUUGACACCCCCCACGACCAGUGGUGCGUUCGGAAGGGUUGGGUCUACACCGACGCAGACGGUCGAGAACAUGUCGCCGUCUCCUCCAACGCCCCUCCCGUGGUCAUCCUGCAGUAUGUUCAUGGUCGCUACGGACCACUGGACGAAUGGCCACAGCAACCCAAUCGAUACAACAGGUGAACAGCAACUCAACACACCGGAGCCGGUAGAUAUCCGUGGAUUUGAAUACGAAGGAAGUGUGGGAGGACUCGAUCCAGCCGACAAUCCAAGAAACGCUAUUAGUAAGAAUCACAUCACAAACAGCAGCAUCACCACGAUGAACGGAGAAGAACGCAGCAACUACAGUGUCAGCAGGCACGGUAACAAGGGGGAACAACCAUUCGAAUUCAAGCUUAUUCCGGCAACGUCGCCGACGUCCCCUUGGGGCACAACAGACUUCAACACUUCCUGGCAGUUCGAGCGCUGCCCCGAAGAAACAGUCCUUAGCCCCGAGAUGAGCUACCUUUCGCCACACCAGAGUCCCUCCGGUGUGGCGUCCCCGGACACCAAUUCGGGGGUCAGCUCAGAAGCAGACGAAUUCGAAACUUGUGUCGAUUUCAACAAGAUCCAACCGAACAUUGAGGUGUUCAGAGUCAGCGAAGCCAACGAGUACAGCACUUCGCUGACCGACGAAAUCGAACAACUUUCGGAGUCAUUCUACUGCAAAGCAGAGGACCUCAUCUCCAUACAAAACCCCACCCUCGACGGAACCGUUGCCGUACCGCCCUUCUUCCUGAAAGUCCUUCAGGAAGAAGAGUCGAAUACUUCUGACGGCACCCCACUAUCCCCGUCCGUCUCGAAUGGUAACGUGUAUGACACACGUCCCCCAAUUGUUACCAAAUUCCUAAGUGAUGCUGACAAGAAUGAUGGAGAUUUUGAACAAGAGAAUGCAGAAGACGACGUAGCAGAAGCUACUGCAAUAACACCGGCAACACUGCAAAGCGUCUCCAACGACGCUCUAGAUUUGAAAACACAAACCCAGCUAGAACAUAACUAUACGAUUAAGCUACCCCUUCUUGAAGCCGGCAACCCCGGUUACAUUGUAACAACAAAUAAUACCCUGGUGAAGGAACCUUCUUUGAAACCAAGAGACCCCACAGUAAUCCUACCGCUAGUGCAGCAACCGCCCAAGCGUACGCAACCAUCUGCCAUCAAACGGCAGCUCUUCCAAACAAAGAUGAAAACCGACAUGGCCACCGGUAACAAACUGAAGCUCAAAAUGCCAACCGCCAGCGCACAACUCGUCGCUCCGGUAGGCAUCCUGAACACUCCGGACCUCACCAACCAAGUCCUCGAACUGGAGGCCGAAGCAGAAAUCCUCAGCGCCGAAGACCAAUUUGAUCUUAUCACGUACCUCUCUUCCGGAACGGAUUACGAUGUCGUGCCUCUCUCCCCGGUCGAGGAGAAGCCCACCGUACCCAAAGAGGAACCGGUCCAGCCUGAGUCGACCAUCUGCCCGGAAGCCCUCAGCCAGCUGCUGGCCAAUCCGGCCAAACGGAAGCUCCCGAUGAUCACCCUGGACAACCUGGAAGAGCUGACGGGGCCCCUGACGCCGAAGAAAUUCCGCAGUGCGACCUCGUCUACAGCGUCGUCCGUAUGUGGAGAUUCCGUCUCGGAGGUGUCGUCCUCCAACAAGAAGCGCCGCGGACGCCCCCCGAAGCAGUCCAGCCUGGUGUCCGAUCGGACCGAGUAUCAGCACCUGAGCGAGGAAGACCAGCGCUACCGUGAACAGCGGGACAAGAACAACGAAGCGUCACGCAAGUCGCGCAUCAACCGACGGGAUCGUGAACUGAAGCUGGAGCACGAGGCGAACGCCCUGAACCAGCAGUACCAGGAGCUGGAAAACGAAGAGCGCACACUGAUACGGGACUGUGCCCGAUGGCGCCGAGCGGUCAUGCGAUUGGCACUGCUGUAAACGCAGGAAACGGUGUCUCUCUUGGUUAGAUUUGUCAAACUAGUAUGAAGUACAAUUUUAUUUCCUAGCCUGUGUAGCAGGAAUGUUAUAAUUUGAUAAAUUAACGUAGUUUAACAUAAAAUCAAAAACUAAAAAAAAGUUCAAAAAAUACAAAACGAGAAAAAAUAAUCAAGCCAUUGGUUCCAGCUGAUAUAAAGCAACAAAGGAAACAUAAAACCUUGCACGGAUAAUAAAUGUAUGAUUCCGUUGA
Aedes aegypti (yellow fever mosquito) is the source of this 3485-nucleotide messenger RNA. RefSeq lists its product as uncharacterized. Lineage: Eukaryota; Metazoa; Arthropoda; Insecta; Diptera; Culicidae. Gene Ontology annotation, biological process: DNA-templated transcription; regulation of transcription by RNA polymerase II. Gene Ontology annotation, molecular function: DNA-binding transcription factor activity, RNA polymerase II-specific; RNA polymerase II cis-regulatory region sequence-specific DNA binding. Bases 1352 to 3235 code for a protein of 627 amino acids. The record is from RefSeq and is a predicted model, not a curated record. The transcript is spliced from 4 exons.